UUUACAAGGCCCUCGUGCGCCCCCGCAUUGAGUUUGCCAUCCAGGCCUCCAGACAGGACAUUGACAAACUGGAGAGGGUGCAGAGGAGGGCCACCACAGUGGUGCCCACACUGGCUCACCUGCCUUAUGAGGACAGGCUCUCCAGGCUGAGCCUCACCACACUGGAGGAAAGAGGGACGAGGGGAGACAUGAUUGAGGAAAUACAUCAGGAUGGAAGAGGCUCUACUGGCCACAGCUGGUGACACCAUCAAGCUCUGGGAUGCCUCCAGCCACACAUUCUACCAGGAAAUACCUUUCGAGACUGGUCAUGUGCGAGGCUUAGCAUGGAAUCAGGAUGGACAGUGUCUGGCAAGCGUUGGAGACUCAGGUGAAGAAGUCUUUUUGUCGGCCAUCUGCGGCAAGUCGGAAGCAAACAUUGGUGUUGUGCGUGGCAUUGAGACGCCAACCUGUUUAAAAUUUGCCUGCCGCUCCCCGCACUACCUGGGUGUUGGGAGCGCCUCGGGAACGGUGACCAUCUGGAACAUAAAGGCUCAGACCAAGAAGAAGGUUUUUACACCAACAGACCGAGCCAUCACCAAGAUUGCCUUCAGCCACAGCGACUCCCACAUCGCCACAGCCACCAAGAAGGGAACACUCUACAUGCUCUCCAUCGUCAACAACGUGACAGCUGGGCCUUACCAAAUUUUCAACAAUCAAGUUGUGACAGACCUGACCUACAGCAGAGUUAAGAAGUCGUUAGUUGGGUGCUGUUCUGAUGGCGGCUCUGUGUCCUUGUUUGACACCCACGCCAGCAAGAUGGUGCACUCCUUCUCCUCCGCCCACAGCUCCCCAGUGGCAGGAGUUGCCUUCUCUCCUGUUAACGAGCUCCUCAUGGUGUCUGUUGGCUAUGACAAGAAGCUUUCUUGCUACAAUGUCCAGACCAGGCAGCCCGUGAUAACACACCGCAGUGCAGCACCGCUCACCAGUGUCACCUUCCUGGGCCUGGGGCAGCUGGUGGCGCUGGGCACAAUGACGGGCCAAGUGUUUAUCCACGACAUGCGCAGCAUCCAGACCCCCUUCGCCACCCUCAAGGCACACAGGACAGCUGUGACCAAUGUUCUUCUUCAGCCAAGCCCAAGGUCAAAGUCUGCCAGCAGCAGCAAGGCUGGCCAGAGGAACAACACUGAGGCCACCUUGGCAGUGCCCAACCAGAAGCCCUCAAAGCAAGUAUUGAAACGGUCUUGCUCUGACCAGCCCACUGAACUGAGCCCAGAGAUGAAGCCCCAACCUGAGUCAUCACCGGGAGACAAGUUUGACCUGAGUGUGUUCUCACCAAUUAGGGAGACAAAUCUACCUAAUCAGGUUCAGACUCCUCAAGCAAGUGGCUAUGAUCAACUUCCUGGCCACAAGAUCACCAGUUCAGUGGGUGAUGGUGCCAGCCUGAGUGUUCUCUCCCCCAUCCGCACCACAGACCUCCAGCACAACAACCAGUCACCAGUGUCCCAGUGGAUGGUGGACAUCAAUGAAGAUAAUGUUCUGUCACCAAUAAGAGAUACAACUCUUAUCACAAAAACUGACAGUGACUCGGUGGAAAUUAAACCUUCCCCUACAGUGGAAGUCACUCCUGCAAUGGAAGUCACUGACAAAGAGAACAUUGAACCUUCAGUCUCUGAUACUAAGGACCAAAUCUCAGUACAACAGCAAACAAAUGCUAAUCCUAUCAUCAUCCAUGAACCACCAGAGAAGGAAUCUUUACCUACACAAAGUUUUUCCCACAAGGCUGAUGCUAGAAGUCCAUGUGUAACACAGGGAAAAGUAUCUCAAGACCAGCACCUCACACCCAAAAUGGAUGUGGAUAUAUGUGAGAACCUUCAUUCACCACUUUCUACACAAAGGCCAAUACCAGCUAGUGAUAGUACUGUGACAGGAGGGGACAGCAAGGUCACUAAGUCCAACACAUCCAACAUCUCAAGAGACAGCAACUUGCCAGCCCAGUACUUCACCAUGUCCCCCAGCACCCCAUCCAGGAGGUUGUCCCCACCUAAGAAGAGGCAACUCCUCCAGCCAGUGCAAGCUGCAGACCUUGAUCCAGACACACCACCAGGACACACCGAGGCUCCUGCUGCCACCACUGCUGCUGCAGACACAGCUGCCACAAGUCAUGGAGCGCCUCAGCUGCAGAUGGAGCUGGUGCGGAGCUGCAUGGUGGAUGUGCUGGAAGAGUUCCAGGAUGAACUCAACAGAAGACUGAUGCACAUGCAGUAUAUUAUGACCAAAAAAUUUAUUCAGCAGCAGGAGGUGAUGGAGAAGCUGCACAGACAAUACUCCCUCAACGAAGACCUCAUGAAGGAGAACGAGCAGCUGCGUCAACAAAUUGCUCACCUGCAAGCAAAAUAUUGAUGUCAAGGAGCUGUGAAUGAAUGUGCUAAAUACUUGUUUGUGAAAGUUUUUUUUUUUUUUUUUAUAUAAUUUUAGUUUAAUGGUAAACAAAUUUAUAUUACUUGUAAAUUAAAUAUUUCUAAUUUUCUUUCAAUGUUUCAUUUGCAUCACCCUGACAAUAAUGAAGGUAAUGUGUCUGCCUGUACUUAAAUUGAUCUCUAUAGAUGGAAUAAGAAAUAAAACUGAACAUUUUCA
Eriocheir sinensis (Chinese mitten crab) is the source of this 2613-nucleotide messenger RNA. RefSeq names its product protein NEDD1-like (gene Grip71). The transcript is spliced from 13 exons. Gene Ontology annotation, biological process: mitotic cell cycle; microtubule nucleation. The record is from RefSeq and is a predicted model, not a curated record. The coding region runs from base 211 to 2379 and encodes 722 amino acids. Gene Ontology annotation, molecular function: gamma-tubulin binding. Gene Ontology annotation, cellular component: spindle pole; ciliary basal body; pericentriolar material. NCBI's taxonomy places the organism in Eukaryota, Metazoa, Arthropoda, Malacostraca, Decapoda, Varunidae.